Prunus persica (peach) is the source of this 2494-nucleotide messenger RNA. RefSeq names its product F-box/LRR-repeat protein At4g14103. The record is from RefSeq and is a predicted model, not a curated record. Bases 986 to 2422 code for a protein of 478 amino acids. The transcript has 3 exons. Gene Ontology annotation, molecular function: protein binding. NCBI's taxonomy places the organism in Eukaryota, Viridiplantae, Streptophyta, Magnoliopsida, Rosales, Rosaceae.
CUCAAUUUUCGGAGCAGUGAUUGUCAUGGCAGUAUAGAGUCAAAGAAUCAAAAAAAAAUUGCGUCAACAAAUCAAAAGAUGAUCUUCCAAGAAAUUACGUCGUGCUUCAAGAAAACAGAGAAAUUGCUUCGUGCUUCAAGAGAAUUGAAAAAUUGCUUCGUGCUUCAAGACUGAAAAAUUGCUUCGUGCAACAGGCAAUCAGAUAACUCGGCUUCGUGCUUCAAGAAAUUACAGAGCAUGCUUCGUGCUUUUAAUGAAAUCGCUUCAAACUUAAACUGAAAUUGAGGACAGAAUCAGCAUACCAAAGAUGAAUGUAUCAUCGAGUCAAGAAGAACAAUGCUCGAAGAAAGUUGGCGACAAACACUUGCAAAAUCGGCAGAAAUAUCAGACUUGAGGAAAACAUGAAUCGCCAUUGAUGCAAUCGGAGAUUGAUUAUGAUACAGAAGAGCGGAAGCAAAAACGAUCAGGAAUCAAAGAGCCGAAGCUCUGAUACCAUGUUAACCAUGGAGGCAAGAAAGUUAGGUUUGGGUGUUUGACAGAGAAAGUCGAAGGAAGAGGGAGAGAGAGAGAGAAAGAGAGAGAGAAAUGAGAUCUGUAUUUUCUGUAAUGAAAAGCUGUUACAAUUUUCACUUAACUAAAGCAAUGCUUAAUCUAAUGUUUAUAUAGCCGACAACUUCUACUAAGUAGCCUAGCUAACAAGCCUAACUAACAAUCACGAGUUCUACACUGAGAAGCACGUGACCACUCUCCAGCUCAUAUAUUGUUAACACCUCCAGCUCAUAUAUUGUUAACACUUAGUUGGUAUAGAUGUUUACUGACUGGGAUAGAUUUUUAUGGAGAACAAAUUUUCAUGUGAAACUGUUUAAGGGAUUCCUUUUCUUUUUUUUUUGGGUUUGUUUUUUGGGGUCUCAAUAGGAAACUCUCUUAGAAAAUGGUGUUUUGUUUUUGUUUUUUUUUUUUAUACAGAAAGUGUAUCGAAUCGUAAAUGGGAUCGAACUCAAGAUGUUGUAAACCAUGCAUAGGAGAUAGGAUCAGUGGAUUGCCAGAUGCAAUUCUUAGCCACAUUCUUUCUUUUCUUACAACAGAAGAUGCUGUGAAGACCAGCGUUUUGUCACAUAGAUGGUUCGAUGUGUGGACUUCUGUUCCCAAGAUAAACUUAACUCUUGGUUCACAGGCAGCAUUUGAACCUUUUGCGCAGUUUGUGGACUGUGUACUUUUCUUUCGUGGCUCAUCAAACAUUCAUACCUUCCAGCUUCGUUGUUCUGUAAUCGAGGAGGAUUUUUGUCGUAUUGAUCCCUGGAUUUACACUGCUGUUAGGCGUAAUGUUGUCGAAUUUGAAUUUGACCUCGAUGUGGAUGUGGACUCAAAGUCACACAGAUACGAGGGUUAUGAGUUGCCUAGAAGGCUUUUGAUGUGCAACACAUUGGAGGUUUUGAAGCUGACUCUGAAUCAUAAAGAUAUUAUCAUCAAUCCUCCCUCUGAUUGUUUCCCAAGUCUUAAGUUCCUCCAUGUUACACUCCAGUAUCCUGGUGGUCACUCAUUGGAGAAACUCCUCACUUGCUGCCCCGUACUCGAAGAUUUGAUUAUAGAGGGACACCUUAAAGAUGAUUCAGUUGUGAAUAUUAAUGUCUCUGCACCUAAACUAAAAAGACUUCGAAUGCGUUUGUCCAUGGAUCUAGUCCGUUGGGAUGAAGGUGAUUACAAAAUGUUAGAAUACAAGUGCAAAAGAAUUUACAUUAAUGCUGAUGCUCCGAAUCUUGAAGAGUUCAAUCUCCGGGAUAAUUUCUUGGCGAGCUAUUCUUUGAACAAUGCAAAAUCCCUAAGCAAAGCCAUGAUUGAUUUGGGGCGCCUGUAUACAUUAGAGGACCCUGACUUUGCCCGUGACUCUGCCGAUCGUAUGCAUAGGCUUUUUGCAGGAAUUCACAAUGUUACAUAUUUAUCACUUUCAUCUCCAGUUUAUGGGGAUCUUUUCACUCGAGAUCGAUAUCAUCUACCUACAUUUAAUAUUCUGAACUGCUUGGAGCUACAUCUUGAACCCUGCUUCUCGUGGCAGUUUUUGACAAAGUUGCUAAAUAUAUCACCCAAUCUGGAAUAUCUUGUCUUCGCAAUUCACAUCAGCUACACUGCGAAACUGGAAAACCGUGAGAGUGAGUUUGCAGUUGGUCAAUGGAGUCAGCCAGAUUUUGUGCCUAUCUGUUUGUUGUCAAGCCUCAAGAAAAUUUGCAUACAGGGAUUCCAUGCGUGGCCAGAUGACAUAGAAGUGGUGAAGUACUUAUUGAAGCACGGUGAAGUAUUGAAUACGGUGAAAAUUUGUCCUUCUUACUUUCAUUCAGAAGAAGAAAUGAAGCUAAGGCAGAAACUGUCAAUGUUCCCAAAGGGUUCAAGGACUUGUCAAAUUGAAGUUAUGAAAAUCAAGUCCUAGGCUUUAUAUAAACUCCAUUUUCAAACUUGUAAAUGGAUCGCUAUUCAUAAUAAAAUAAUAAUAAUAACUUGC